AAGGAAGUUGGGAGGUAAAUAAUAAGUGGUGACUAGGCUCAUUUUCACUGAAAAUAUCUGAACAUUUAGUCAUUCGACAAGUAUUUGGUGGUUUGAUUCGUCUUUAUUUUACCUCAGAUACUUUCGAUUUCGCUUGAGACAUGUCUGACAACGCUGGAGACCGAGUAAACGGAGAGAUUCAAAGCUUUGACGACGAGAUGAGCGCAGCGGCGGCGGAGCUACAGAAAUACAAGGAUCUCAUGGAGUCUGCUGAUACUGAAAGAUCCAGAUUGCUGCUGGAAAAAGCAGAAGCAGACGAUGAAAAGAGAAAAGCCGAGGCAGAACUCAAGACAUUCAUGGAUAAUGAAGAAAAACUGACUGACAAAUUUAAUAUAGAUUUAAAAGAAGUACAGGAGGAGAUGAAGAGUCUUGAGCGAGUCAAUCAGGAUCUGAAGAGAGAACUUGAUGAUCUUCGAAAGAAGCUUCAUUUCAAGAGGGCCGAAAGUGACUCUCUGCAGCGGAAAUUCAAGAUACAAGCCAAAAUCCCAGUGAAACCAGUGAAGUUUACUCGUGGUCUUGAGACGGAUGAGGGAGAGGAGAGAGAUGAUCUCGUGGCAUCUGUAUUCACAGUCACACAAAGACCAUCGUUCCUCUUGAAGGGCGGCCAGGCUCUCAUCACGUUUGAGGAGGAGAAGGUGGCGGAGCAGAUCCUCAGACUGGCGAAGUGCUCGGUGACCUGUGACAAAGCCAAGAUGGAUAUAAAGCCAUACUCUUUAACUCUGGAUCCUUCUGUGAAGUUUGAGAUUCAUGUCAAGGUAUCCAAGAAGACCAUCAAGUUCCGCAACGCCCCGCCCACUUUACCUGAGGAGCGAAUGAGAGACCGGCUGGAGCUGUCCUUCUCUAGAGCCAGUCGAGGUGGAGGUGAAGUGGAAAAACUGGAGUACGACAAGAAUAACGGCACAGGCCGCGUUACCUUCGUCAACACCGGAGUUGCAGAGAAUCUGGUUCUCAGAGGGAAGUUUUGUGUUGACACCGGCAGCGACAUGGUGGUUGACGUGUUUCCUCUGUAUGACUACCAGCUCAAGAAAUUUCAAACGUACUCGGGGGCCCCGAAUCGCACCGUGCUGCUGGGGGGAAUUCAGGGGCUGAUGGAUGAAGAAGAUCUUCAGGACCAUCUAGAAAUCCACUUCCAGAAGCCUAGUAACUAUGGAGGAGAGGUUGAGAACAUACAAUAUGUUCCUGAUGGAAAGGAGCUGACGGCGUUCUUCAGCGAGGACGACAACAAAAAGGACAACUGAGGGCCAAAUGUUGUUUUCAGUACUCUAAUAAUCUUCUUCCUCAGUGUUUCUGUCUUGUUUUCCAGUACAAAUAUUUAAACAUUCUUACAUCAAGAUACAUUUAUUGAAGAAGCAAAAUGACUCGAGUUUUCUAAAAUACAAUUAUGACUGGAACAGAAAAAGUUUAUUAAGUAGGUUAAGAGUCUAUAAAUUACAUAAUGCAUUGUAAGAGCAUUGUAUUUGAACUAUAUUGAAAUAAAGUUUAUUAUAUCUA
Messenger RNA from Megalobrama amblycephala (Wuchang bream), 1530 nucleotides. It is a transcript of the gene nmi, whose product is annotated as N-myc (and STAT) interactor. The record is from RefSeq and is a predicted model, not a curated record. Gene Ontology annotation, cellular component: cytoplasm. NCBI's taxonomy places the organism in Eukaryota, Metazoa, Chordata, Actinopteri, Cypriniformes, Xenocyprididae. Bases 141 to 1277 code for a protein of 378 amino acids. The transcript has 9 exons.